Molecule: messenger RNA, 351 nt
Organism: Fulvia fulva
Lineage: Eukaryota; Fungi; Ascomycota; Dothideomycetes; Mycosphaerellales; Mycosphaerellaceae
Exons: 3
Coding region: 1-351 (116 amino acids)
Source: RefSeq, a predicted model, not a curated record
AUGCGGAAGCAUGGCAGCCUGACCCACGACGAAGAGAUCAACGAGGCAUCUUGGGUGGCCGCGAGGGGAGCAGCCGUCGGGGCGUGCAAAUGGGGUCUGUUCUCAUUCGUCGCCGCCGGCUGUGGCUACAUGUUCAGCCCAGUCUAUCGAGGUCUCACAGUACAGAUGAAAGUCUUCCUGCAGAUGAGUGGCAUGACUUUUGGUUCGAUUGUCGAAGCCGAUAGACGCUUGAUCGCGCAUGAAAAGUUUAUGCGCAUCAGGAAGAAGGGAGAGAGGGAUGCCCAUGUUUGGCGCAUGUACGAACAGGACUAUGAGAGGUCGAGACAAGCAUCCAAGGACGAAUCAGACUAG